Aspergillus sclerotioniger CBS 115572 is the source of this 2007-nucleotide messenger RNA. Its product is annotated as Brix-domain-containing protein. Gene Ontology annotation, biological process: ribosomal large subunit assembly; rRNA processing. Gene Ontology annotation, cellular component: nucleolus. Gene Ontology annotation, molecular function: rRNA binding. The record is from RefSeq and is a predicted model, not a curated record. Lineage: Eukaryota; Fungi; Ascomycota; Eurotiomycetes; Eurotiales; Aspergillaceae. Bases 43 to 2007 code for a protein of 654 amino acids. The transcript is spliced from 5 exons.
CAACAGCGUCGGAAUCUCCAAUUUGCUGCAACCCCAUUCACCAUGGCAUCCGUUUACAAGACCGUUUCGAAGAAGGCAGCUCGCCAGCUCGCCAAGGAGCAGGAGUUUGACGAGGAGGAUAUCGAAAUGGACGAACUUCUCUCUGACGCCAACGACACCACCGACAGCGAGGAUGAUGAAGAAACUACGACCGAAUCGGCCAAGAAGCAGCUCGCUGCAGGCUUUAUGCCCAAGACUCGUGUGCUUAUGCUGACUUCUCGGGGUGUUACAUAUCGCCAUCGUCACUUGCUCGCCGACCUUGCGUCUCUGCUCCCUCACACUCACAAGGAAACUAAGCUCGAUACGAAGAAGAAGACCGCUGGAUACAACCUGCUCCUUAACUCCCUCGCCGACCUCCACUCCUGCAACGUGAUCUUCUUCCUCGAGGCUAAGAAGCAGGGUCAAGAUUUGUACCUCUGGCUGUCUCGCCCCCCCAACGGACCGACGAUCAAGUUCCACGUCGCCAACUUGCACACCAUGGCCGAACUGAAUGCAGGAUUCAGCGGUAACUGCCUCAAGGGUGGCCGUGGCCUUGUGGUUUUCGAUCGCUCUUUCGACGAGCAGGGCCCGCUCAUGAGCCAGCCUGGCCAGGAAUACCGCGGUCUGAUCAGAGAGAUGCUGCGCGGUGUCUUCUGUGUUCCCAAGCGUGGCGUCAAGGGUAUGAAGCCGUUCAUCGACCGUAUCAUUGGUAUCUUCGGUGUGGAUGGCAAGAUCUGGAUCCGAGUCUACGAGAUCCGCGAGACCGAGCCCGGAAAGAAGAAGGGCGAGGAUGGUGAAGAGGCCAAGCCCACUCCCAAGGGCAAGGACGGUCAGCCCGAGGUUUCUCUCGUCGAGAUUGGGCCCCGCUUUGUCCUCACGCCCAUCGUCAUCUUGGAGGGUAGCUUCGGCGGUCCCGUCAUCUAUGAGAACAAGGAGUACGUCAGCCCGAACCAGGUUCGUCGUGAGGUCCGCUUGGGCAAGGCGUCUCGCUAUGCCCACCGCAGAGAUGUGCAGACCGACCGGUUCGCCAAGCGGUCGACGCUCGGAUUGGGAGAUGGCGAGAGAAAGCCGGAUGCGCUCGACACAAGGCAACUGUUCAACAACUGCACCCUUCCGUCAGUCGUCAUGGCCCCCCUUUCGCAAUCCAGCCCUGCGUGGCUGCUGGGUGCUUUUGCACCGUCUUCCACGAUGACCUCCAGCCUGCUUUGCAUUCCCUGUCUUCUGCUCCACAUAUUCCGUUCAUGCGAAUCUGUCUCCGAUGUUAUGAAUCUUGCAAUGACCUGUCGGCGACUCCAUACCAUCUUCCACCGAUCCAAUAAGCUACAGAUCCUUGUUGAUGUUGCGGAGUCCGAGCUCGGUCCCUUGGAUGAUAUCAUCCAGAUCCGGGCGCAACUACUGCAUAAUUGGUCUACGGCUGAACUGGCCGAGAUCGAGGACGUGCGUUUGAUCAUCGGUGAUAUCGUGCAGAACCACAUUUGUCCCAGCAAUGGAACCAUCCAACGCAAGUUCCGGAAGCGAUACCCGGAGAGUAACCAUCAAUUGACUUUCAAUAUUCAUCUGAAUUAUCCCACGAGCAGUAGUCCCGCUGGUCCACCCGGUCUGUUCGAGAAAGAUUCCAACACGGCCGAGCAGUAUUUCCACACGGCGCACCCCAGCAACUUUACUGAGUCACCGGCUAAAUACAAGUCGCGGUUUCGCAACGAUUACUUUCAUGACCCUGGAUUUGAGGGCUGGGGUGACGAGAUCCCACACUACUAUGUUGUGCAGGACAUGUUGAAGCUCGAUCCAGGCCAGGUGCUGUGGCUGCGAGAGCAUGCAUCUCUUAAAGAACAGGUGGAGCUGUACAUCCGGUCCUUGGGGGACUGGUUCCGAGACAACGGAGAAACCUUUGGCGAUACGCUGGAGUGGGUGAUGAAAGAGCGGGGUGACGACAUUGACGAGUUUCGAGUUGCUAUCGCAGACCGGGAGAUCGGUGUUGUUUGGGAUUGA